Molecule: messenger RNA, 888 nt
Organism: Amphimedon queenslandica
Lineage: Eukaryota; Metazoa; Porifera; Demospongiae; Haplosclerida; Niphatidae
Product: RPA-interacting protein A-like
Exons: 10
Coding region: 21-800 (259 amino acids)
Biological process (GO): protein import into nucleus
Cellular component (GO): nucleus
Source: RefSeq, a predicted model, not a curated record
UUAGAUAUACGGGAUUACAAAUGGCGACCAGCUCGACUCCUCCUUCUUCAAAGGAUAGGAAACAGCUCAACGCAAGGAAAGCUUUGUAUAAGAACGAAGGAAAGAGAACAGAAUGGAAAGAAACUUAUAGACAGAGGUGUUCAGAGAGACUGAGACGGAACAGAGAAGCAGUCGUUGAUAGUAGACGGAUAGGAUCGAGUGUUGAUGGCUCUGGGGUACUUGAUGCUGUUUAUGAGGCCAUGCAGGAGGAAUGGGACAAUUUUAGGAAAGAGGCGGAGCUUCCUCCACUACUGAUCCGUGGAGCUAAAAGGCAGAGGAGCUCUUCAUUUAAUGAAGAUCCUAUUGGAGAGAAUUUAAUGUAUACUCCUGAGCGGAGUACUGCCAAUAGCCAAUGGACUAGUCCUGAUAGUGAAAGCCACACCCACUCACCAGACAUUGAUAUUAUUCUUAUGAUAAUGGAGGACAUUACUGAAGAAUUACUAAAAGAAGAGCAAGAGAGACUAGCUGCCCAAUAUGAAGAAUCAACUACAUCAGCUUUAGUAUCUUUUGAUUCUGAUCCCAUCAUAUGCCCAAUCUGUUUGAGAGAUGUAUUAACACAGGACUACGAGUUCAUACGCUGCUCGUGUGGUCUCUCUAUAAACACUGCUCAAGAUGGUAUUACACUGGAGUAUGUUCGUCUUCAGUUACGUGAAGCUUCAUUGCAGCAUAGUCAGUGUUGUUCUUCACCUCCUCAGUUCUCUUAUCAAGAGUUUUUACUGAUGUCGUGUAAAGAUUGUGAUUUCCUGUACAUUAUAGUGUGAAUCUCUUCCAAACUCACUUGACAGUUAUAACUAUUAUAGUUAUUAUAAUUAUUACUAUUUUUAAAUCACAGCACUAUAUAAACAUAGA